Prorocentrum cordatum is the source of this 774-nucleotide messenger RNA. The record is from the annotation of a GenBank genome assembly. NCBI's taxonomy places the organism in Eukaryota, Dinophyceae, Prorocentrales, Prorocentraceae.
AUGCUCCCGCUGGUGCUGAUGCUGCCCCUGGCGCUGCUGAGCCUCGACCUGGUGGCGCCGUGGCCGUCGGGCUCGAGCGCCAGACUGGUGCCGGUGCUGGUACCCCACGGCUGGGCGCCAGAGGCGGUGAUGUCGAGGCGGUUGACAUGGGACCAUGGCGGCGAUCUUUUCAACGCCGGAGCCGAAGAGGAGGAGCUCAAGAAGGAAUUGGAGGCGGCCAUGAACGGACAGUGGGGCUCUGGCUCCGACGGCAUGGAUGGCCACCACGAGGCGGAGGCAGGCAUGAUGCUGAUAUCCAUGAUGACUUUAACUGCGAUCUCGAUCGGCGCCUGCGUGGGGCAGCUCGUCUUCGCCUGCAAGUACAAGCAGGACGUAGCCGACAAGAGGCCGCACUUGGACCAGGCGGCGCGGCAGCUCCCCUCAGGCGACUUCGAGAACGGCCCUUUCGCUUGCUUCGACGACUGUCACACCUGCAUGCACGCGUUCUUCUGCACAUGCUGCCGCGCCGGGGACACCUUCCAGGCGGCUGGCAUCCAGCAGUACUGGACCGUGAUCGGCAUCUUCGUCCUCGCAUUCAUCGUCGCCGACAUCGUGAGCAGUUUCGUCGCGAGUUUUAUGGGCGCGAAUGCGCACCGCUCUCACGGCGAGUGGUGGCGACCCAGAGUUCGCGAGACGCCUUGCCUCCAACCUCAUGCAUAUGAUCUUGGCGAUCAUCAUUGGUGCCGUCUUCCAGGGGUACCGCCGCAAGCUGCGGGUAAAGCUCGGCGGGAGUGA